ACCGUUGGAUUCCAAAAAAUCUUAGUGACUCUUCAAGAUUGAACCAGAGCCACAAUUGUCCCAAAGAAAUGGCAAUACAAAUGCAUAUACAAAACAUACAAAGUUUUCAACUCAGCCUUAAAACUACAUUGCCAUUUCUCCCAAUAAUCACCAACAAACUCUUCAAAUUGGAAAAAAUGGCAACCGUGACAACACAAGCUUCCGCCGCCAUUUUCCGGCCGUGUGCUUCAAGAACCAGGUUCCUUACUGGAUCAUCUGGAAAGUUAAACAGGGAGGUCUCUUUUAGACCUUCAACUUUUUCGUCUUACAACUCAUUCAAGGUUGAAGCUAAGAAAGGUCAAUGGCUUCCUGGCUUAGCCUCUCCUGAUUAUCUUGAUGGCAGUCUCCCAGGAGACAAUGGUUUUGAUCCAUUGGGACUUGCGGAGGACCCAGAGAACUUGAAAUGGUUCAUCCAGGCUGAACUGGUGAAUGGUCGUUGGGCUAUGUUGGGUGUUGCAGGGAUGCUGUUGCCUGAAGUUUUCACUAGCAUUGGGAUACUUAAUGUGCCCAAAUGGUACGAUGCUGGAAAAUCAGAGUACUUUGCAUCAUCAUCCACCCUGUUUGUGAUCGAGUUCAUCUUGUUCCACUACGUCGAGAUCAGAAGGUGGCAAGACAUUAAGAACCCAGGAAGUGUCAACCAAGACCCUAUCUUCAAGAACUACAGCUUGCCUCCUAAUAAAUGUGGAUACCCUGGUGGUAUUUUCAACCCACUCAACUUUGCACCAACUGAAGAGGCCAAGGAGAAGGAACUUGCUAAUGGGAGAUUGGCUAUGUUGGCAUUUUUGGGAUUUAUAGUGCAGCACAAUGUGACUGGGAAGGGACCUUUUGACAACCUUCUGCAGCACCUCUCUGACCCAUGGCACAACACCAUCAUCCAAACACUCAGCAACUAGAAAACCAUCAUCAGAAACUUAAUUGAAUAUAUAUUGUUACCUUGUAACCAUGUUAUGAAUUUUGAUCAAGAAUAGAGCUUUGUGGUAAAACAAGGAACCUUCCUUUAAUGUACAGCGUUUCUUAUUCGUGUUAUUCCUACUAGAUCAUCAAAAGAAUGU
Molecule: messenger RNA, 1091 nt
Organism: Solanum lycopersicum (tomato)
Lineage: Eukaryota; Viridiplantae; Streptophyta; Magnoliopsida; Solanales; Solanaceae
Gene: CAB11
Product: chlorophyll a-b binding protein CAB11
Biological process (GO): photosynthesis, light harvesting in photosystem I; response to light stimulus
Cellular component (GO): membrane
Source: RefSeq, marked validated